This is a messenger RNA of Capsella rubella, 807 nucleotides long. RefSeq names its product alpha carbonic anhydrase 4. NCBI's taxonomy places the organism in Eukaryota, Viridiplantae, Streptophyta, Magnoliopsida, Brassicales, Brassicaceae. The transcript is spliced from 6 exons. Gene Ontology annotation, molecular function: carbonate dehydratase activity; zinc ion binding. The coding region runs from base 1 to 807 and encodes 268 amino acids. The record is from RefSeq and is a predicted model, not a curated record.
AUGGGUUCCUUGAACACAAAAACAAUCUUCUUCUAUGCUUUGUUUUUCAUAUGUUUAUCAUUCCCUACAAUCUCACUCGCAGAUUCUGAAGUCGUGGAUGAAACUCCAUUCACAUAUGAACAAAAAAAAGAGAACGGACCAGAAGGAUGGGGACAAAUAAACCCGGAAUGGAAAGUUUGUAACAGCGGAAGAUUCCAAUCUCCCAUCGAUCUCACUAACGAAAGAGUCAGCCUUAUUCACGAUCAAGCUUGGAAAAGGCAAUACAAACCAGCUCCUGCUGUCAUUACUAACAGAGGCCAUGACAUUAUGGUAUCGUGGAAAGGAGAUGCAGGGAAAGUAACAAUACGUCAAACUGAUUUUAAAUUGGUGCAGUGCCAUUGGCAUUCACCAUCUGAGCAUACCGUCAACGGAACUAGGUAUGACCUAGAGCUUCACAUGGUUCACACCAGUGCUGGAGGCAGAACUGCUGUUAUUGGUGUUCUUUACAAAUUAGGCAAACCCAAUGAAUUUCUCGCAAAGCUACUAAAUGGAAUAAAAUCAGUGGGAACUAAAGAGAUAGAUCUAGGGGUGAUUGAUCCUAGAGAGAUUAGGUUUCAAACCAGAAAAUUCUAUAGAUACAUCGGCUCUCUCACUGUUCCUCCAUGCACAGAAGGUGUUCUCUGGACUGUCGUCAAAAGGGUUAAUACAAUAUCAAUGGAGCAAAUCACAGCUCUGCGGGAAGCCGUUCAUGAUGGAUUUGAGACAAAUUCAAGACCGGUGCAAGAGUCAAAGGGAAGAACAGUUUGGUUUUACGAUCCAAAUGUUUGA